This is a messenger RNA of Sitophilus oryzae (rice weevil), 1083 nucleotides long. RefSeq lists its product as uncharacterized. The transcript has a single exon. Bases 1 to 1083 code for a protein of 360 amino acids. Lineage: Eukaryota; Metazoa; Arthropoda; Insecta; Coleoptera; Curculionidae. Gene Ontology annotation, molecular function: nucleic acid binding. The record is from RefSeq and is a predicted model, not a curated record.
AUGCCGUUAUCACUUACACAAAGAAUUGAAGUUUUAAUGAUUAUUGGAUAUGGGGACCGAGUACGCACACAGAAAGAAGUAUGCGUUUUGUUCAAUAAUAAAUAUCCUGAAAUGACCAUAUUUCAAUCAACACUAAGUAGAAUAGAAAAUAAAUUCCGAGAAACCGGUUCUGUUGAUAAUUUGUCAAAAAGCGGACGUCCUUCUGUCAGUGAGGAAGCCAAAACGAACAUUUUUUUAUCUUUCGAAGAAAAUCCACAUAAUAGUGUCCGUCAGGUUGGUCGAGAAUAUAAUGUUUCGAAAAGCUGUGUUCACAGCUUGCUAAGACUGGAGAGGUGGCACCCAUACAAAAUGAAGUUAGUACAGGAGUUAUCCGAAGAUGAUCCAGAUCGUAGAAUGCAGUUUUGCCAAAUAUUGAUGGAUAGGUGCAAUAAUGAUCCAUUAUUCGUAAAACGUAUAAUCUUCUCAGAUGAAUCUACAUUUACUUUAAACGGAGAAGUCAAUCGCCAAAACGUACGAUAUUGGUCCAACGAAAACCCUAGGUGGAUGAGAGAAAGCCACACCCAAUAUCCUCAGAAAAUCAACGUUUGGGCGGGCAUUGUAGAGAAUCGUAUUAUUGGGCCUUAUUUUUUUGACGACACUCUAACUGGGAUCAGGUAUCUUCAAUUUCUGCAGACUUAUCUUAUACCUACACUAAGGGGAUUAUUUCCAAAUAGAAAUAAUCCUGAAAUGUCACACGAAAAUUUGUGGUAUCAACAAGAUGGCGCACCGCCACAUUAUGCAGUUUAUGUGAGACGUUUCCUAGAUCAAGUUUUUCCAGGGAAGUGGAUUGGAAGGCGAGGAAGUAUCGAAUGGCCGCCAAGGUCACCUGACCUCACACCCCUUGAUUUUUUCCUCUGGGGUCACCUGAAGAACGUCGUAUUCAAAACUAAACCUGAUAAUCUCGAAGAACUAAAAAACAGGAUUCGAAGAGAAUGCGAUAACAUUUCUCGAGAAACUAUAAGCAGGGUUCAAGAGGAAUUCAUUAACCGCUUAGGUUUCUGUCAAGCUCAAGAGGGAUUUCAAUUCGAACACUUUAUUAAAUAA